This is a messenger RNA of Pangasianodon hypophthalmus (striped catfish), 8689 nucleotides long. RefSeq names its product SR-related CTD-associated factor 1 (gene scaf1). The record is from RefSeq and is a predicted model, not a curated record. NCBI's taxonomy places the organism in Eukaryota, Metazoa, Chordata, Actinopteri, Siluriformes, Pangasiidae. The transcript is spliced from 9 exons. The coding region runs from base 554 to 4669 and encodes 1371 amino acids. Gene Ontology annotation, molecular function: RNA polymerase II C-terminal domain binding.
AAUUCCCUGCGGUUUUUCCCCUCACAGUGAGGGGAGUAAAAUGGCGGAUUAGGAUGGGAUGGGCCUCUUAUUGUGUUCUUAAUAGGAAAAAAAUGUUUCGGGUUUUAAUUUUGUGUUUUAGAGGUUACUGAAAUAAGUUUUAAUAGCUUUAAAGACCUCGCGGCUGUGAGGAAGCGCCUGCUGAUAAAACUCUGCCCGGGGAAGUCCCGGGAUCGACGCUGCUCAGAUGGAGUGGAAGAAGAAGAGGAGGACCUUACGGCUGAUAAAAGGACAAUUGGUCUGAGCGGUUACCACGGAAACGGACAGACCAUAUGACGAGCCUGAUUGGCCGCAGGCUGCUGUUUAUCCCACACUACGUUGCUUAUGUCUCAGCUGUGCUCUCAACGCCGGCUCACUGAUCAUCUCUUUGAUGUCAAGCCUACGUCAGCGGUGAGAGUAAACGAGCCUUUGCUGCUGAAAGAAGAGCGGGCUACACAUUUGACGGCGAGCUCCUUCCUGCAUCCUUCAGGGUAGAGAAGUGGUUUAUACACCGCUCCGUCGGACCGCGGCACAGAUGCCCAGACCGUCUGCUCUCUGCACCUCUCAGAGGGCGGCUGAGACUGCUAAAAGCCCUCUCCCUUCUUCUCCCUCCACAUCUCCAUCCUCACCUUCAUCUGCUCCUUCUUCCCCCUCCUCUCCCUGCUCAACCUCUCCCGGAAGAAUGGGAACGGGAUAUCGCGAGGACGAGGACGGCGGCCAUGCUGGAAACAACCGGGUCGGAAAAGCAGGAGGGGACGGCGUGUCGUCGACCUCAUCAUCCUUGGCGCCGUCUUUGCUCUCUGGACCUCCUUCGUCUUCUUUACGUCGUCUGUCCUCAUCACCCCGUCUUUACGACGAUGGCCAGAGGGAGGGCGUGGACAUGGAGAUAUACGACCCCUUCCAACCCACAGAGGGCGAGGGCGUACCAGGCAUAGCGACCGGAGACGAAGGAGACAAGUACGACCCCUUUGAACCCACCGGAUCACCGGCAUCAGAGAAAGAGAUGGAUGGGGAGCAAGACGGAGAGGAAGAAAGCUCGAUCAACAGCAUACGAAUAGCAUGCGACACAAAGGACGCUAAAGAAGUGGAGCUGGAGACAGCUCCCGAGGCAGAGGGUCCACCUCCAGACUCGACAGAGACGGUAGAGCGACUGGACAGGAUCAAACACACGAGACAGCGAGGAAAAGACCGAAGAGAAGAGGAUGACUCGGAGCACUCAGAAAUAGAAGAAGGAGAGAUUGUGGGUGUCGCUGAGAGCAGAAGGGAAAGAGAGAUUGAGAUAAGAAGAGAGGUGCUGCUUCCCUCCUCGGGGAGUCCUUCAUUCUUGCAGGGAGGAGCUCUCAAACCUGAGAGGAUCUUGCGAGUUCUGGACGGCGAAGGAUUCGUAUCGGUUCGAGCGGAGGGUGAAUGGGACCACCAGCCGGCGCCCCCUAUUGGCAUGGGAGACCUGAGAAGGAAACUCACCAACAGGCGAAAACAGAGAUUCAGAUCUUGCCCUUCUUCAGCAUCCAUAUCGCCCCCUCCUGCAUCCGUCCUACCCAUACCAUCUCCCUCCCCGCCGGCGUCCCAACCCCAGACCACGGAGAAGGUAAGGAGUCGCAGAUCUUCUAAAAGCUCCAAGGAGAGGGACCGGCGCAAGCUGAAAAGCCAGGAAAAAGAGAAGCGAAAGAAGAGGAAAGAUGAAAAGGGGGAAUCGGAAAGAGCGAGUGGAGAGAACAAGGAGAGGGAUCACGAAAGGAGGAGCAGAAGAGAAGGGAAAGAGAAGGACAGAAGGAGGAGCAGCAGAAGUUAUAGCCAAACAAGGAAGAGCACGCAUCAGAGCACUCCUGAGCCGGCGUCACACUCCCAUAAUACCUCUCGGCACACACACAGCCGCAGGUCCUGUUCCAGCCCCUCGGAAGGCCAUCACAGAGGGAGGGACCGUGACCGGGAUCGGGACAGAGACCGGGAAAGGGAUCGAUACCGAGACAGGAGGAGAGAUAACCGGGAAAGAGAGAGAGAUAAAGACUCCAGAAUGAGAGAAGGAAGGAAGAGAGAUCGGGAUGAAGGAAGCAGGAAGUCUAGUAGCCGAGAGAGGGGAGAUGCAAAAAGGAGAAGAGAAAGCAGUGAUAGAAGAGACAGGGAGAAAGAACGAGGGCGGGAAAGAGAGCGGGACAGGAGAAGAGAUGGUCGGCCUGUCGUACCUCCGUCUAUUCAGGACCUGAACGGCUCGGACCUUUUCGCAAUCAAACGCACCAUCACUGUUACCACUACACCCACCACUACCUUGAUCCCUACAUCUCCUUCCCACACCCAGGAUCGGGCCCGGAGUCCCGCACAAGGCUCAGACAAACCCCGCAAGCGCAAGAGGAAACGGAGGAGACGCUCCGAUGAUGAGGAGGAGCACAGGAGCAGAUCUCGUCCCACCUCUUUAAGCCCUCUUCGAUACCACGGCUUUGAAUCGGACCGGCUCUCGGACCACCCCGAGCCAGACAUGCUUUCUCUGGAUGGAGAGGCGCUGGACUCGGAUUACCCUUCACUGGAGGACUCCCCUCUGCUCCCUCCUCCCCCUGAGCCUCCUCUGCCAAGUCCCAAACUCAAAUCCACGGCUCCCAAAAGUAGCCGGCACCAUCAGAAGAAGAAAUCCAGAUCUAGGAGCAAAAAACUGGGCCAGUCUGAGUCGUCCACUUCCUCCUCUUCUCACAGACCCAAAGCGAGCAAAAGUAAAAGCCUUUUGCCCUCACUGUCCUCGCCUCUUUCUGCAUCCUCUGGCAACACUGCUUCCCUUCCUCUCACUGCUUCUUCGUCCUCUGCCAAAAGAGUACGGAAGACCGGGAAAGAUAAACCAAGCAAGAAGGAAUCGGGUCGCUCAGGAAGAUCCAAGAAGCUUGGUGGAAGCAGCAGGAAGGGUAAACUACAGUCUAAAGUCUCAGUGCUGGUCCGGGAGGGAGUAAGCAGCACCACGGGAAACUCUGGUAAACUGGGUAUUGAUCUCCUAGGACCCAGUGGAACGACGGGACCCUCAGUGGUGGGCGGGUCUAUAGCUGUGGUUUUCCGUCGGGACAACGAAAGCCGGUCUCCGUUCCUGAAGCCCUGCUCAGAACCACUUUCCUUGCCUGGCAGAGUCAAAGAUUUGAACAAGACUGGCAAGCAGCGGAACACCCUUCCUUCCCUGUCCUCAACGAACCCGACGGGACUCAAGUCAAAGAAAGCCAAGCCAAGCUCCACCACCUCCACGUCGUCAUCCGCGUCCUCGCCCACAUCAUCCUCAGCAGCAAAGCGCAGACGAAGGCCAGGAAAGAAACCCCGGGAGAAGGGUCUCGCAGUUGACGGCCCCAACGCCAAAAGUGCCAACAGCAGCGCUUUAGGAUCUGGUUGGACUGGAGCUUCAGAUAUUCAGCCUUUGAGCGGAAUUGGUCCUAAACCAUCAAGUCCGCCCUCCACACAUCCUGGGCCCACACCUUCAUCCUCAUCUUCAUCAUCGUCUUCUUCCUCAUCUACCAGUGUUCUUCCCCCAUCUUCCUCGCCCCCUCACACUCCUCCGUUGUCUUUACCGCCUUCUCGAGACACUAGAGAAUCUUCUCCAGACUCUCAGACUGUAGACAGCAGCUGCAAGACCCCUGAACCUUCUUUCCUUUCAGAAGAGUGCCCUGCUCAGUCCCAAGCCACCCUGCUUGUGCCUGCAAAGUCACCGCCUAGCCCACCACCCUCAAGAGGAGAUGGAAUUUCACAGUCUGUCUCCAAGCUUCUCCCACUGGAUGACCAGAAGACGUCACCACCCUGCUCCACUUCUUCGUCAACGUUGGCCGCAACUUCUCUCGCUCAUUCCAUUCCUCCUCUGGCUGCCGAACCUUCCUCGUCCUCCUCAGCCUCAGUGUCUUCAUCAACAGUCAGUAAGCCUCCGCCCCCACCGCCCCCACCUUCUGCCGUGCCACCUUUGCCCUGGAGCCUUCAGACAGGCGUAGACUGCACUGCUGGAGGCGUACUAGCACUGACUGCGCUCCUGUUUAAGAUGGAGGAAGCCAACAUCGCCAGUCGAGCCAAAGCGCAGGAGUUCAUUCAGGCCACAAGCCAGAUUCUCUCUCAGGCCAACCAGAACCAGGCGCAGUCGCAUUCUACAUCUUCAUCCUCCGCCUCGCAAGUUCCUCCUCCUCCUCCGUCACAUGCCCCGCCCCCGGGCCCAACUCCCACCCAGUUCAUUCUCCAUGGCUCCCUCCCAUUGGUCGGCUGCACCAAAACCCCGCCUUCACACCUACACCCUGGACUUUCAUUGGGUGGUGGAUGUGCUCAGACUCCGCCUCCUCCGUUGCCCACAGGGCUGUCCGGGGCAGCAGGGGGCGCCAGUGAGACGGGCUGGGAGGGAGACAGUAAAGACCCUGACAAGUAUUUGAAGAAGCUGCACACCCAGGAGAGGGCGGUAGAGGAAGUGAAGUUGGCCAUUAAACCGUAUUACCAGCGUAAAGACAUCAACAAAGAAGAGUACAAGGACAUCCUGAGGAAAGCUGUGCACAAGAUCUGUCACAGCAGGACAGGUGAGAUCAACCCGGUGAAGGUGAGUAACCUGGUCAAACUCUACGUGCAGAGGUACAAGUAUUUCAGGAAGCACGGCCGCAAAAUGGACGACGAGGACAAGGAAGAGCGAGACUCCGCCUCCCUGCACGGCUCCACGUGAUUGGACGUCGGGACCGCUUUGUUCUGACGGACCCUUGGCGAGAGUUUGUGAUUCUCCGCCGCUGUGCUACGUGCUCUUAAUGUAAAGUCCUGAACUCCGCCUCCACACCAUGCCACGCCCCUUUCCCCUGUGUUUAAUAUAAUGUGGGAUUAAAGACGAGCGCACACUUCAGAGGAGAGAUAAAGAACACUUUUUUGUACUCUGUUAGGUUUGUCAUGAUUCAGAACACUACAUGGAUGUGCUUUCUCUCUUUCUCUGAAUGAAGAAUGUUCAAAUAUUCACCAGAAAUAAUUACAGACUCCUCCCUUUCGGUGAUCAGAGGUAGACGAGUGCAUGUUUGAUUUUUUUUUUUUUUAAUUUUUUUAUAACGCAUUUGUUUUGAAUUGCGGUCCUUCACAUUGUAUGAUGUUCUUCGUAGCACAAAGUGAUGGAUGUGGAGAAAACGGACUCUCUCGGUGACUGUGCUUCGACGCCAUCUCCUCAUCUCAGACUCUACAGGCGCGUUAGCAGGUUCUCAGACUCGUGCUUGUAGACGUGCAUGUGCUUUAGACUUUAUUUGUACUUCAGGAGGACGAUGUGAUGAAUCAGAGGUAUGAAAGCGAAGCCGUCGCUCCAUCACGAGCGCCGUGUCCUGCGUUUCGUCUCUGCACGACGCAGACGGCGUCUCACGAGCCGGGCUUCGGGACGGAACGAUCAGCGGACGAUAAACUCAACAAGAACAAGGAGACGACAUCGCUGCGGUGCCUGAUGAAGCGGCGAGGAACCUUCCGUCUGAAAUAAAUAAUGUGUUAGUAGAUCUUUACUGGCAAUAUAUAAACAAAAAGUCAGCGCAACAUCUCAAAAAAAAAAAAAAAAAAAAAAAAAACACAAAGAACUUCUAGAACCUAUAAAAGUCCCCAAAAAGGAUGAAUUGGGAAAUGGUUCCACUUUUCCUACACCGUGUAUAAAACUGCCGCGAAUGUAGUUCAUGUUAAAUCUGAAACUUUAGCUGAGUUUUUGUUUUACGAUAAAUGUUUAUUCUACAUGAAUGGGAGAGAAGUGGGGAGGAGGCAGCUGGGGGAGUUGUGAGAAAAUAAAUUAUUAAACCUUUAACGAAAGGUGAAUGACGAGUGGUUGUGUUACUGAUAAAGUAUUUGAAAUGUUUUUGGUUUUUUUUGUAAAAAUUGCGUGUGAAGUAAAAAUGAAAUUGACGCAAGUAAACAAAAAAACAUUCAGAGAUUUGGGUAAAAACUGCAGAUUUGAUCAAACACAAGUCACUUUUAUCAUCAAUCCUCACGUCCUGUCGUUUAUCAUUAAUUCCACAAAACUGUCAUGAACCUGCAGGAAGUAAUAAAUAUAUAUUUUAAUUAAAAAUAAAGGCAGUUUAAAUGAAAUGAAUUCAGUUUGACGCUACACUAAUAAAGGGCUCCUGAGGUUUUUUAGAUGGUUAACAAUUGUAGUUAUUUAACUGCGUUCUUCUUAAAACUUUUCUUUUUAUACAUUUUUUAUACGUUCUAUUUGCCCAUUUGUUUGUUUUUGUUAUUCAUUUGCUUCAUUUUUCAUUCUUUUUUGUUUGUUUGUCCUUUGUUUAGUUGUUCAUUUGUUUGUCCAGUCUUUCAUUUGUCCAACUGUUCAUUUGUUUUUGUUCAUUUUCCUGUUUUUUUUUAUUUGUAUGUUCGUUUGUUCAUUGCUUUAUUUGUUUGUACGUCUGUUUUGUCCAGGCAUUCAUUUGUUUGUUUGUUUGUUUGAUUGAUUCUUCCUUCCUUUGUUUGUUUGUUUGUUUGUUUGUUUGUUUGUUUGUUUAUGGGAUCCAGCCCUCUAAAGGGGAUCUGUUUGGGACCGUGUGUGAAAGAACGCUCCUGUGUUAUCACAAACGUUACAUUAAGCAAGUGAUAAACAAAGCAAUAAGUAAUAAAAUAAUUUAAAUUAAAACUUGCUAGAUUAAAUGAAUAAACAAUCGUAAUAAAACAUCUAUAACAAUAACGAAAGCAACAGGGACAUGAGAGGAUAUUUAUUACUCACAUUAACGAACAUUAAACACGGUGAUAAACGCGACUCGGAGUUUAUAAACGCUGCAGUUUUAAUCACAGCCUUUAAGUUAUAUUUUAAAUUCACUUGUGUUUUAAUCAGCAUCGUUUCUUUACCUCACAUGCAUGUUUAUCGAGUCAGUUUAAACUGUUUGUAGCGAUGUAGUUUGUUGUGUUUUGCUCCUCCGGCUGUAGCGCUGAUGACGUCGGAGCGUCUGUGUGUCGUACACAUUUACAUCAGCUACUGAGGUUUACUUCAUCCCUGUGUCUUAAAGCAGCAGUAAGGAACUUUCCGUUAAGCCUCAGGUGCAGUAUCAGGUUCUGUUCCCAGCAGGAGCUCCGGUACUCUGAGCCUCCGGUACUGUGGGAAAGAGGUUCCUCUUCCUGCUCCUGGAGAAACGCUGCUCUUUAUACUUGAGCGUGUUCACUGCUCUUACUCUGUGUUCACGCUCAGGUGAUCGCUCAUUUUCUACGUAUGUGCGAGACACGGAGCUGCGAUUUCUGAGAUAUAUAAAUUAGGACUUUGUCACUUCUACACUCCUGGGCAAAAAAAAAUGGUCCAAGCCCAAAAUGACAAAAUAUGAAGCUUUUAAUGAUCUUAAGAACAAAUUAUUGUUCAGGAAAUGAGCAGGAAUAAAUAAAUAGCUAAAGGAGCUCAGUAUGCGAGAGCUUUUCCCUUUGAGUUCUUUACACGUUUAAGCCUCGUGGCUCUCGAUGGCCAAAUAAUCACUAAUCUUUCUGAAAAAAAAACAUCCCAGAAGAUAUUUUUGGAAAAGUUUGUACACCCAGAUGUGUGUAAGUUUACAUUUUACAUCAAAUAUUUUAAUCAUUAUCAUGAUUUUGCGUACCAGAAGACUGUAGAAGUGAAUUUCUCUGUUUCUAGCUUUUCCCCGAACAGUGAAAGGAAACCAGUGAGUGGAGGCUCAGGAGCUCUCAGGAGCAUCUGCUUCAUUCUGCUCAUUUCCUCAACAAUCAUUUGCUCUUAAGAUCAUUAAACGCUUCACAUUUUGCCAGUUUGGGGCUCGGCUCAUUUACUCUGCCCAGGAGUGUGUGUUGUGUAAAUUGUGUAUGACGCUCUAAAGCGACGCUUCCACACGAUUGUCUCGAGUGAUUCCUCGGACCAGUCGUAUGGCGCGUGCCGUCCGAAGCUUCUUCAGUUUCCUGCUCGGAGAUCGAUGGUGCUGAUAUGGAUGUGUUUUUGAAAACGUGUCUUUUUAAAACGCUGUAGUCCCGGACACACACACAUCCAUUUUUACUGAGAAAUACAUCACAAAAUGCAGACGGAAAAUAUGUUUGAAUUUCAUUAAUGAGGAACUAAAGGUGAUGAUGCACUUUUUGUUUGUUUUUAAUGAGAUUUUGUGUUGUCGCUAUGUGCUGUUUAUUAUUUAAGCUGAAACUGUGCAGUGUUUAAAAAGUGCACUGGAUAAAAACAUGAGGGAGGAACACAGUGAGUUGCUGCAGCAGUGCGUCAUUAACACGGCUGUAUAUUAACACUGAAAUGGAUGUGUGUAUGCAGCACACGCUGGUCCAGUUCCUCUGCUUCUCUUACAGCUGUGAUUUCUGGGCUUUAUACAGGUUUCUGAAUAUGAAAACAGAAAGGCGCCAGGAUGAGUGAGAACCUUUAUUUAUUUUUUUUCCCUUCCUGACUGUAGUGAGCACGGCACUCCUGAAUCCUGCGCGACUGGUCAUACGGGUCUGAGUCAAACAAAACGCCCACAACAACUCGAACAAAGCUCAGACAAAACAGCGAAGGACUUGGCUGAGUGUGGAAAUGAUUCAGGGCCCAAAUCACUGAGUCUUCCUGAUUUUAUCUGGAUGGAUUCCUGAAGCAUUAAAAUGACAUAAAAAAAUAAUAAUAAAUACGAGCUGUUCAUCAUGUGACUCUGACAAACGUGCUGUAAAUGUAGAUUUACUGUCAGUUUACGCUGGAUGAAAGUCAGGUACUGCAGAGUGUAGGCGUAGGAGGAAAAUAAAAUAUACACGUGUAUGUGGUCCAGUGUGUGCACCAUAAAUA